AAUAUAACAAUAAACAAAAUAGAUGAUAAUAAGCUGAGAUUGGAGCUUGACAAUAUUGACUGGACACCAGUAUUUGAUAUAAAUAACCCUAACGAUAUUCUAGAUUUUAUAGUGCAUAAAUUUAACAGUAUAUACGAUCAAUGUUGUAUAAAGAAAACAAUAAAAACUAAUCAAAAAUAUAACUGUAACUGGAUAUCAGAUAAACUUAAGCUAAUGUGUAAUAAAAAAUCAAAAUUGUUACAAAUACAUUUAAGUGAUGUAACUAACAAACAAAAUGAGAUUAUAUACAAAAGAUAUAGAAAUAGAACAAACAGAUUUAUUAAUAAAGCAAAAAAUAAUUUUACAAAAAAGGAAAUUUAUGAUAACUUUAAGAACCCAAAAAAGAUGUGGGAAAUUGUUAAUAGACUCACAGGUAGGAUUAUAAAAGCUGUAGAUGACAUCCUAUUAAAGUCCUUUAGAAUUAAAGCAAAAAACCUAGCAGAUAAAUUCUCUCAAGAUUUUGAGAAAAAUGUCUCCGACAUUGUAAUCUCGUGUAAUGAGCCAUUGCUUGAUGAAAAUUCAUAUAUAAAUACGGCAAAAGUAUCACUAAGAAUUAAUAAAAUUAAUGACAUCAUAGUAGAAAAACUUAUUAAAAAAAUUAACGACAAAAAAAGUCUAGGAUACGAUAAGAUAAGAGCCAAAGAUAUAAAAUACAUCUCCUUCAAAAUUACACCAGUUAUAAAACAUUUAAUUAAUCAAUGUAUAAGUACUUCGACUUACCCCGACCAACUAAAAAUCGGUUUAGUUAGACCAAUUCACAAAAAAGGUUGUUUUACAAAUACAAAUCACUAUAGGCCUAUUACUAUACUAUCUUGCGUAGAUAAAAUUAUAGAAAAAUAUUUUGGACAAAAAAUUAAUGAGUUCUUAUCGAACAAUGGCAUCAUUCAUGAGAAACAAUUCGGAUUCCAAAGAAAGAAGAGUACCACUCAACUUCUAUCUUUGUUUACUGAGGAGGUUAAUAAUCACUUGAAUAAUAAAAGACAUGUACUUGCAAUCAUGAUUGAUUUCAGCAAAGCUUUUGAUACACUUAACCACGAAACGCUUUAUAAAAAAAUGCAGCAGAAUGGCAUACAGGGACCAACGCUGGAUUGGUUUAAAAACUAUCAUACAAACAGAUACAAUACAGUUAGUAUUGCCGGUGAGCAUAGUGACCUAAAACAAUCCUUACGGGGCACGGCCCAAGGGUCGGUUAUUGGUCCAACUGAAUAUUUGAUUUAUGUAAACGAUAUGUGUAAACUAUUCCAGCGUGCUUCUGUUUACCAAUUUGCUGACGACACAUGUCUAAUAGUAGGAUGUCAUGACCUAGAGGUUGCGCAAUGUACAAUGCAAAAAGAAUUUGAUCUGUUAUGUAAAUGGGCGCACGACGUUGGUUUAUCCAUCAAUUAUGAAAAAACUAAGUUAAUGCACAUUCACUCAUCAUACCUAAAAUCUAGCAUUACACCAACAAUCGUAGCCCACGAACAUAACUGUAUGCAUCUUCAACAAACACCAUGUGAUUGUAAGCCUCUUGAAAUUGUAAAACAACAUACCUACCUUGGCCUAGUAAUAGACGAUAAAUUUAAUUGGGGUCCGCAUGUGGACCAUGUGUGUAAUAGGUUAAGAGCUAUAUUGGCUAAGAUUAAAAUUCUAAAACAAAAGAUACCAUACAACACCUUGAGAUUACUAUACUUGUCCAUGGCAGACUCAAUAAUAAACUACGGCAUAACGAGUUAUGGCUAUACCUAUAAAACAUACCUAAAACGUAUUUAUAACAUCCAAACCAGACUGUUAAAAACAAUAGUACCAUUAAAAAUUAAAUAUGAACAUAGAAAUAAUUAUGAAAACUUGUUCCAAUAUUGUAAAGUAAUGAGUGUAUAUGAUAAAGUAAAACUUGCAAUUGUAUGUGAUAAUCAGAAUAAGAUACAGUCACUUAACUUAAAGAAGAGAUAUGGUAGCCUACGAACUCUGCCAAAAACACCCACAUUUAAUAUACCUAAUUGUAAUAACGAAUACGGAAGAAGAAUUUGGACGUACAGCCUACCCCAUAUAUUAAACUCACUACCAAAAACUUUAAUAAAUAAUGUAAGAGAUGCAAAUCCAAAGCAAGUUCGAAGUUUACUUAAACGUUACUAUAUAUAUGACAGAUAUAAGAAAGAAGGGGAUGUACGUGCAGAUAAUUCACAUCCAGAAUGAUAAUUGUACUAUGUUUGUAUUGAUAAGGCACUUAAUUAUAACCACAUAGUUAUGUAAAUGAGGGCAACCUUCCCAGGGAUAAAAAUCUCAAAUAUGUAAAGAUUAAACCCGGGAAUUACUAAUUUAUCCAAUUAACCUUUUUUUAUGAAAUAAACAGUUCAAAUUUUAAAUUUUUUUU
Molecule: messenger RNA, 2389 nt
Organism: Plutella xylostella (diamondback moth)
Lineage: Eukaryota; Metazoa; Arthropoda; Insecta; Lepidoptera; Plutellidae
Source: RefSeq, a predicted model, not a curated record